AUGAAAGAAAAUAAUAUUUGGACUAAGUUUUUAGUGUCUUUUAGUGGUCAAAUUGAGUUUGCUGUCUUUCCUGCUGGUGUAUUCGAUAACCAAUUAUAUAUUCAAUAUGAUAUAGUUUGGGGCCCUGACUGGGAGCCCCUUUCUGGGCUAUGUUCUGGGACAAGUCAACUCGCUAGUUCAGGAAAGGAUCCCGAAAAAGUUGUCUUUAAUUUACCAUUAGAAAUGGUUUUCGGAAGUACAAAUGUGUUUGGUUGGCCACAAUUGAUAGUGACAGUAAGAGCUAAGAGUUACUUCUUGGGUGACUCUUUACGAGGCUAUGCUGUGUUUCUACUGCCACCUAUUACUGGUCCUCAAGAGCUGAUCUCACAGCUCGUGAGGCCCCAGUCUGCCACAAUACUUGGAGAGUGGUUGUCCUGGUUGACAGGGAGACAUCCUGAAUUGGCCGACCCAAAAAUGCUGACUAGCGGAAAAGAUAAUUACUUAUUGAAGACAGAGUCCUAUGGAUAUGUAGCUAUAAAGAUAUCUAUGGUGUCAAAGGACUUGAGAAAACUUGGCUAUGAUAACCAAGCGCCCGUAUUGAUAAGUGGCGGUGUUUAUUUUCUGCAAAUUUCCAAGAUGGUGGCGUUUUUUCUGCUUAUAAUCGCUGCAGCAGCCACAGCUGUCAACUUACCCCCAUCUUGUCGGAAGCCAGUCUAUUGCGACAGUAAACUUCUCCACUAUGUUCAAAUGCACCGAAUCUUCACAGACUCGAAGACCUUCGUUGACCGUCAUCUUUUUAACGAUGAAGAGUCCACUCUGGCUGCGUUCGAUGAUCUACUCAAAGAAACCAACGAUAAUCCGACCAAGAAGCAAGUAGAAAAAUUUGUCGACAAGUAUUUCGAUAAAAGCAGUGAACUCGAAUCCUGGCAGCCUUCGGAUUACGAUCCUAAUCCACAAUUUUUAUCGACGAUCCGUGAUGAAAAAUUACGCAAAUUCGCCAAAGAUAUCAAUAAUAUCUGGCCCACGCUAGGAAGAAAAGUUAAACAGAGUGUUUUCGAUAAUCCCGAUCAAUUUAGUUUUAUUCCCGUCAAACAUGGCUUUAUCAUCCCCGGCGGUCGGUUUACAGAGCUAUACUACUGGGACACUUACUGGAUCAUCGAAGGUCUCUUAGUCAGUGGAAUGGAAAAAACAGUGCGAGGCGUGAUAGAGAAUUUGAUUGAAUUGGUAAAUAAACUUGGCCACAUUCCAAACGGUAGUAGAUGGUAUUACGAACAGAGGAGUCAACCUCCGCUACUGACAGCUAUGAUGUCACUUUACCUUCGAGCGACGAACGACAUCGAUUUUCUUAAGAAAAACAUCGACGCUUUGGAAGCAGAAUUACAGUACUGGUUAGAUACGCAAGUGUAUACCUUCGAAAUUGGAGACAAAGCGUAUACCUUACUCCGAUAUUAUGCGGCGAGCGAAGGCCCCCGACCCGAAUCUUACUACGAGGAUUAUACGAGCGCUCAGAUGUUUGAGACGGACGAGCGAAAGACACAGUUCUAUGUGGAUAUAAAGAGUGCCGCGGAAAGUGGAUGGGACUUUUCCACUCGCUGGUUCAUUAAAGAUGGAAGCGACAAAGGCAAUCUGACUGACAUACAUUCAACAGAUAUUAUACCCGUAGAUUUGAAUGCCAUCUUCGCAAAGGCCCUUCAAAAUAUGGCCUACUUCCAAUCAUUGGUACCGAAUCGUAUUAAGGCAAAACACUGGGAUUAUCUCGCCGAUCAGUGGAGCAAUAACAUCCAAAAAGUUUUGUGGGAUGAAGCUGACGGAUGCUGGCACGAUUGGGACCUAGCGAAUAAAAAGUUCCGAAAAUAUUUCUACCCAAGUAACGUAGCUCCUCUUUGGAUGGGCGUCGCUGAUAAGCCAUUCGUGGCAGCAAACGCGCCUCGUAUUUUGAAUUACCUGAAAGGAUCCCACGGGCUAGAUUACCCUGGUGGUGUUCCUACGUCUCUAGUGCGAAGUGGAGAACAGUGGGACUUCCCUAACGCUUGGCCGCCGCUUGUCAGUUUGACAGUUAACGCUUUAGAAGCGUUAGAGUUACCGUCUGCGAAGGAAUUGGGUUUCCGCGUAGCUCAGACUUGGGUGCGUUCGUGCUAUAAAGGUUUUUCUGACAACAAGCAGAUGUUUGAAAAAUACGACGUGGAAGUUCCAGGGAGGAUUGGGGGUGGAGGGGAGUAUACCGUCCAGACGGGUUUCGGUUGGACGAACGGUGUAAUAUUAGAGUUCAUAGCUAAGUACGGACAGAGGAUGUCGUUAGCAGAUAAAGAAAAUGAAACGUUGCAAAAUGAACCGGCAUUAAAUACAGAUAGUGAACCUUGGCUAGGUCGCAGUGAAAGUCGUCAGCUGAGAUGGGAUUCCGCCCCGGGACGCGCUGACACAAGAUGGACCGAGUGGCAGUCGCGUGCCGCUCGCUGGCACCAACAGUACGCUGCGCGCGACCUUACGACGCGCACGCAGUAA
Leptosia nina is the source of this 2481-nucleotide messenger RNA. The record is from the annotation of a GenBank genome assembly. Lineage: Eukaryota; Metazoa; Arthropoda; Insecta; Lepidoptera; Pieridae.